AUGGCUAGCAGCAAAAGGCCACUUCGAGUCUUAAUUGCCGGCGCGGGCAUUGCAGGCUUGGCGACGGCGAUUUCACUUACACGGAUCUCUGGCAUACCAGACCUUGAUAUCCAGCUUUUUGAGCAAAGCCCCGAGCUGCGGGAAAUUGGAGCCAGUAUUGCGCUGAGCCCCAACGGUUUACGAACGCUUGAGAGGCUUGGAGUCGACUCUGCCCUAAGCGACGAGGUCGGGUUCAGAGGACCAAGCGGCAUACCACACAUCUACAGACACUGGAAGACAAACCAGGUAGUCUCGGUUGACACCUUCUCUCACGUCUCCGAUCGUCGCCAUCAAACGACGAGAUUCCAUCGAGGUCACCUUCAUGCUGCGUUAUUAGAGCACGUCCCAAAGACUUGGAUACAUCUGAACAAGAAGAUAUCCCGCGCUGAAGCCAAUGAUGAUGGCGUUGCUCUCUAUUUUGAAGAUGGGACCAGCGCUGAUGGUGAUGUCUUGUUUGGAGCAGAUGGAAUUCGAUCACAAGUCAGAGGCUCUUUCUACCCCGAUUAUAAGUUAAGAUUCAGCGGGAAGGUGUUCGUGCGAUCUACGUUUGACGCCUCUCUGGUUGAGGGCAAAGUUCCCGACUUGCCCGCCGACGCUGCUCACUGGUGGGGAACUAAAGAUACGUUUUUCGCGUCAAGGCUUGGCAAGGGUCUAUACACUGUCGUCGGUGCCUACGAUGAUGGCCGUAGUGUCGAAGAAUUGGAAAAGUCUAUAACAUGGGACCAAGCAGGCAAUGUCCAAUUCUUGAAAGAGAAAUAUAAGGAUUGGCAUCCCGUUAUUAAGAGGCUGACCGAACUGACGCCACACGCCCGCCUUUAUCCCAAUUACGCCGGAGAUGCUCUUCCUUCGUGGGUUCCAGCUCCCCGCGUGACUCUUGUAGGUGAUGCCGCGCACACACACGGAGGCAGUUUCGCCGCAGGUGGGUCGCUGGCCCUCGACGACUCUCUCGCCCUUGGACUGGCUUUUAGGCACAUCUUUUCAUCUGGUGCGGCCCCUGUACCAUUUUCUCAGGAAAACAUCAAAGCCGCAUUGGGCCUGUACGAUGAAACCAGAAGGCCGCAUACCGCUCGCUUGUUGAGCAUCGUCCAUGGCCUGAUCAACCGCAAAUUGCCGACAUUUGCCACUCCUAAAGAAGAAGAUGAAGCUCUUAGGGCUAGAAUGAGAAACCGACCAGAUCUCCAGUGGCUAUCUGAGCACGAUGUGGAGGAAGCCUUUGCGCAGGUGACUGCGAAAUACGAGCAGCAGAGGUCGAGCUCGUCAGAAGCGCCGAAGACACCGAGAUCAGGUCAUCUACCCGAAACCGCCUUGCGAGCAGCUGAAAGCAAGCUAUAG
Molecule: messenger RNA, 1371 nt
Organism: Trichoderma reesei QM6a
Lineage: Eukaryota; Fungi; Ascomycota; Sordariomycetes; Hypocreales; Hypocreaceae
Exons: 7
Coding region: 1-1371 (456 amino acids)
Molecular function (GO): FAD binding; monooxygenase activity
Source: RefSeq, a predicted model, not a curated record